AUUCGCAUUAAUAAGAGCAAUAAAGUUAUAGUAAUAUUCUUUAUAUAUCUAAAGUUAUUAAGAUACCUUAAAUUAUAUCUUAAAGUAUUUAUAUUAGACUAUACCUAUAAGACUAAUAAAUAUAAAAUACCUCUUCUUAAUAUAAUUAAUAUUAAUACUUAUUAA
Fusarium vanettenii 77-13-4 is the source of this 165-nucleotide messenger RNA. RefSeq lists its product as uncharacterized. The annotation marks the transcript as partial. NCBI's taxonomy places the organism in Eukaryota, Fungi, Ascomycota, Sordariomycetes, Hypocreales, Nectriaceae. The transcript has a single exon. The record is from RefSeq and is a predicted model, not a curated record.